UUGGUUGAUGUCCAUCACAUAGUUUACUUGUAGUCUUGUCGGUGUUCAGUGUCCACCAAUCCUCGAAUUUGGCCCAACGGCGCCACCACCACCAAUUAAAGGCCGAAGCCACCGUCCGGGCGCGACGUUGUCGGACUCCCCUUCAUCGCCUCGAUUAAAGUCCUCUUUAGUGGCACACUUUUACUGUAGUUUCGCCGGGCUUCGUUCUCAAUUUUAUCUUUGUUUUUUUUUUCCUGGUAUUGGUUAAUCGAAUCCUUUAAGCCUCGCCUCUCGAUCCAACAGAAACGUGCGAGAAAUUCCCGUAGCUCUCUUGUUUUUUAUUUUUGGGGAUUGGAAUGGAGGAUUGGAACGGAGGAUCGGAGGCGUUUCUCGAACUGGAUCUAGGGUUUUAGAUGAGAUUUUUGCACCAUGGCCAUGCGAGGCGUCGAUUUCAAGUGGUACGACGGAUUCUUCUUGUCCAUGUUGGCUACGAGCAUAAUUAUUGUGUCGAUCAACUGGAAGCGGUACCAUCUAUGCACGCAUCCCUUGCACAUAUGGAUUGUGGUUGACUAUACCACUGUCUUCAUAUUUCGACUGCUAAUGUUUGUGGACAACGGGCUUGCAGCUGGAAUGGGUUUAGAUCUUGGAUCAGAACAAAGAUAUGCUCGCUUUUGUGGAAGGCUAGUGGUUCUUUCCAUUCUCAUUUUGCUCCUUUAUCCUUUUCUUUGGGUUUGGACUGUGGUUGGCACAUUAUGGUUCACCAGUGCAAGAAGCUGUCUGCCAGAAGAAGGCCAGAAAUGGGGUUUUCUCAUAUGGCUACUUUUCAGUUAUUGUGGAUUAGUUUGCAUAGCUUGUAUUUCUGCUGGAAAGUGGCUGACACGUAGGCAAGCCCACUUACAGCGCGCUCAACAUGGAAUUCCAAUCUCAGAAUAUGGGGUUCUGGUUGACAUGAUAAGAGUACCUGAAUGGGCAUUUGAAGCUGCCGGUCAGGAACUCAGUGGAAUGGGUCAAGAUACUGCAUACCAUCCAGGACUGUAUCUAACGGCAGCCCAGAGGGAAGCCGUGGAGGCUCUUAUUCAAGAACUUCCCAAGUUUCGAUUGAAGGGCGUUCCGACCGACUGCAGUGAAUGCCCCAUCUGCCUUGAAGAAUUCUGUGUUGGAAAUGAGGUCCGAGGACUCCCAUGCGCUCACAACUUCCACGUGGAGUGCAUCGACCAAUGGCUCCGGCUGAACGUGAAAUGCCCAAGAUGCCGCUGCUCCGUGUUUCCCAAUCUGGACUUGAGUGCCCUCUCCAACCUCCAAGCAGAUUCGGAACGCCCUUCGCCCGGCGUGGUUGCCACUGCCUCAAGGUAUGUACGGAACCAACAGCCUACCGGCCAGAGCUAUCUCCUGCGGCUGCAGGAACUGCUGCUCCGCUCUGUGCGCGGCGAGAAUGCAGGUGCAGCUGACAACUUUGCUGACAUUGAGAGUGGAGGAGUACAGGUAGUCGUCUCUCAGGUGCCACCUAAUAUAAUUGUCCCUGUUGUGUCCUAUACUGUUGUCGACCGAGCUCUUGACCGUGAAUAACAUGUUUAUUAUUUGGAUAUAAGCCAUAGAUGCCAAUUACGCCCGUUGCUCCUAAAUGGAAGGCAUGGUUUAUGCUUGGGCAUCAUUAUGUUUACACUUUUUUGACCUCGUACUUUAUUUUUUGGGGAGAUUUGACAUGCUAGUUGAAUUUGCUUGUUUAAAGCCGAUCAA
Molecule: messenger RNA, 1716 nt
Organism: Zingiber officinale
Lineage: Eukaryota; Viridiplantae; Streptophyta; Magnoliopsida; Zingiberales; Zingiberaceae
Product: E3 ubiquitin-protein ligase SIS3-like
Exons: 10
Coding region: 409-1545 (378 amino acids)
Biological process (GO): sugar mediated signaling pathway
Molecular function (GO): ubiquitin-protein transferase activity
Source: RefSeq, a predicted model, not a curated record